AUGGAUUCCGUUGUUAAACAAGAAAUCUUCGAAACUGGUGAACUUCUAGCGGAGAGAUGCUCGGGAAACUUAUCUAAACCUGUCUCCGUUAUUAUACCGAUUCCCUCUGAUGAAUGUUUGCCAGAAAUAGUAAGGGAGAAGAAGAGUGACGUAGAGUGUCGGAGCUGGUUGGAAGAGUUUGAGAGGGCAAUCAGAUUGAGCUAUAGAAAUCGUUCUAAGGGUAAUACAACAGCUAGGCAUAAUCAAUUCAUUGCAGCCAUAGAAGAACAGAUAUGUCAUGUAGAAAAGGCGUUAAUAGAAUCCCUGGAAGAGGAAGGGAAGCAACCCCUGCGAUGGGUAAACUUGGAUGAAGAAGAACGUGAUGAUUUUACUUCAUUUCUUUCAAGAACUCCAGGAACCUCACAAGGUACUAAAGAGGGAAAUGAUGAUCUUAGACCUACCACAGAUAACUCUCUUAAGGGGAUUGAUCGAAGGAGAAAAGUUGCAGAUUUUCAUAUUGAUCUUGCCUGCAGAAUAGAUAAUCCAGAGUAA
This is a messenger RNA of Macadamia integrifolia, 531 nucleotides long. RefSeq lists its product as uncharacterized. The record is from RefSeq and is a predicted model, not a curated record. The transcript is spliced from 2 exons. Lineage: Eukaryota; Viridiplantae; Streptophyta; Magnoliopsida; Proteales; Proteaceae. Bases 1 to 531 code for a protein of 176 amino acids.